Messenger RNA from Camponotus floridanus (Florida carpenter ant), 2790 nucleotides. It is a transcript of the gene Drgx, whose product is annotated as cone-rod homeobox protein. The transcript has 5 exons. The record is from RefSeq and is a predicted model, not a curated record. Gene Ontology annotation, molecular function: RNA polymerase II transcription regulatory region sequence-specific DNA binding; DNA-binding transcription factor activity, RNA polymerase II-specific. Gene Ontology annotation, biological process: regulation of transcription by RNA polymerase II. The coding region runs from base 1373 to 2596 and encodes 407 amino acids. Lineage: Eukaryota; Metazoa; Arthropoda; Insecta; Hymenoptera; Formicidae.
GCGACACGUCGUCGUACGCGACACACUAUCGGUUUGGAGGCCCUGUCGGCUCGCGUGUCCGUAUAUUCGGAGUAGACAGAAAUAGACGGAUAGAUAAAAGAGGAGAUAGAGAGGAGAAAAGAGAGAGGAGUCCCCGGCCCGCAGACCGCUGUGCUCGCCUCGCACGAGAAACGUCAAGAUCAUGUGUGAAGCCGCUUGUUCUAUUUGACGUUUCGACUUUCGGAAUUUGAGUUUGGACUCGAGCUUCAACCGCGUGGACGAACCGCUGACGUUCCGAGGAGGAUUUCUUGGGAAUUCAAGCCUUUGUAUUAACCGUAGGAAUCGAUCGGAGGACUGGUCCUGGCACGUCAUAUGAUGUCAAACUCAUUGAGAAAUUUCACUGUUUCUCUUUGAUGCGAAAGUGCUACUCGAAGAAAGAACGUAUCCUAAGUGUCUGAUUAUUAUCGCACCUCUAACAUUGCAUUUGAAAUUCGUGCGAUUGUUUGAACAUCCGUCGCGCGACAGUUUUCUCUGUCAACUGGUUGACAGCGAUCAGUUGGAGCAGCGUGAUCUCUAAUUUAGUUGGAUGUUAAAUUCCAAUUCGCGUGUGAUUGUCGAUUGACAUAAAACGGAAAUUCUUGACUGUUACUCCGAAAAGAUCAGCGUACUUUGCACGCGACGGAUCGCUUCAUUUUGAGCUUCAGAAUUCAUCGACGUCAAUAGUCCUUGUGUAUUUCAUGACACGCGCAUGCAAUCGCUUUGGAUUGACAAGAUUAUGCUAAACUCGCUCUUCUCGUUAUUGAAAGCCGAUUAUUGAUCGCGCGGAAUCGCUAAAUUCCACGACACGCUCGAGCUCCAUCGGAUUAACGUGAUAGUCUGCAAGUCGAAUUUGAAGAACCGGAACGACAUUUCGGCAACACGCAUGCGGAGUUGAGGACAAAGUUAGAAGCAACGGUUUACGAGGUCGAGAAAGUGUGGCGGGAAGUGUGGCAGGAUCGACAUCAUCGAUCGGAGAUCGAGCAAGAGCCCCCAGGAACGUCCGUCGAUCGGUUAUUCCCGAAGAGAAGGAGUCCGCGGCAGUGCGGAGGAGAUCGGGAAGGUGUUGUUCAGCCACGAGUCCAGGAUUCUCACCCCCGGAGGCGGUACCAUCUCGCCGGGGGGCGCGGGGCCGCCCGCGAGCCCAUCGCCGGGACAUUAUCAUCCCCCUGCGCACAGUCCGCCCCUGGUCAAGAUUGGCGCGGUCCACGCCCACCAGCCGAACAAUAACCACCACCAGCACCAUCAGCAGCAACAGCAGCAACAGCAGCCGUCGAGUCAACCGCAGGUGCCGGGUGCUGGCGCGGGGGGGGCCGGUGGGCCGGGGGGCGGCGCGGCGGUGGCCAGGGCCGGAAGCAUGUUCUGCUACCACUGCCCCCCGGGCCUCCCGGCGCCGCGAUUACCGCCGUCCCUGGAGUAUCCUUUCGCCCCGACUCACCCCUAUACUAGUUACUCCGCUUAUCAUCCGGCACUACACGGAGUUGGCGAGGAUUCCUUCGUGAGGAGGAAGCAACGGCGGAAUAGGACUACUUUCACCCUUCAGCAACUGGAGGAACUCGAAUCCGCCUUCGCGCAGACUCACUACCCGGAUGUCUUUACGAGGGAAGAUUUGGCUAUGAAGAUUAAUCUCACGGAGGCUAGGGUGCAGGUAUGGUUCCAAAAUCGCCGAGCGAAAUGGCGAAAGAGCGAGCGGCUGAAGGAGGAGCAACGCAAGCGCGAGGGCGGGGGUGGCGGUAACGUGGAGUCGUCCGCUCUGAGCGCGCCGACGUCGUCGUCGGCGGGCCCGAGCCCCACGGGGAACGACCCGGAGGGCACCACCACGAGCAGCAGCGCAGCCGACAUGGAGGACGCCGUGGUUGAAGGCAUCGGAAGCGGUGCUGGCGGCGGUAGCGGCAGCGGCGGCGGCGGCGGCGGUGGCGGCUCCAGGAGUCCCAGCACGACUUCCGCCUCGGUCAGCCCCCGGCCCCAGCCGAGUCAGCCGUCCCUGGGUGGCGUCUCGACGCCACCGCCGACCCCCAUAAGGGCGCCACUGCCGCCACCGAGCACCGCAGGGGGUCUCGGACCGCCCGGCGAGAGCACCACGGGAAUAGGCGCUGGCUUCAGGCCGGUGGAACCACCGACCUCUCUCUUCUUCUCGCCUCAUUUGGCCGCCCAAUUUUCGCCACCGCUCUUCAGCAACAAAGUUGUUAGCAGCGCGUCGACAUCGCUGACUUCGACACCGUCUCUAUGGACCACCAGCGAUCAGCAUCGAGCGAGUAGCCUCCAGGAGAUGCUGUCCUGGUCGCCAACCGGCUGGCCCGGUUCUAUCUGCGGUUGCUGCAAGCCAGGUACCGCUGGCAGCGGUACUGAUCUUCAUCGGAGCAACAGCCUGGCCGAGUUGCGAAGAAAAGCUCAGGAACAUUCGACCGCCUCGGCUCUUCUCGGUGGUCUCGCCGGUUUUCCUGGCGGUCUGCCCCUGCCUUUGCCUCUUCCGCUGCUGCCACCCUUGUUAGGUCUCUCCAGGCGACCGGAGCACCAUCAUCAUCAUCAUUUGCCCGGUGUAGUGCACCAGAUACAGCCAACCACCAAGGAGGAUCCAUAGGAUCGCCUCGACGGAUGUCGAAAUCGUUUCGUAAACGUAGCGUAAAUCCCAUUAAGGGGAUGUAAGCAUCGCGUGAUUGCAAAAAAUCAGGAGCGAUAUAAUAAUCUCGGUGAGUUCGAAUCUCGGUGCUACAGAGACAGAAGAAUAAUAUAUCUCUGUGUGUAUUUUCAUAAUGAGAAUAUGAAGAAUUUCUU